AUGUCGAGGGCGGGCGGAUGCUUAAAAGCUCCUCCUGAUCAUCCUCCUUCCUCUCCCCUUCCAGCACCGCGUCCUUCGACCCGUUUCCUCUACCGUACAUCUCAGUUUCACGCCCUUCACCGGCAUCCCAAGUUCAACAUGUGUGGAAUCUUUGGCUACUGCAGCUUCUUGAAGGAGAAGAGCCGUAAAGAGGUCCUCGAAAUCCUGUGCGCUGGACUCGCCCGCCAGGAGUACCGUGGUUAUGACUCCGCUGGUCUCUGCGUUGAUGGCGAUAAGCCUGGAACCGUUGUCUUUUUCAAGGAGGUAGGCAAGGUCGCCGGACUCCGCAAGAAAAUCGCUGCUUCGCCUCUCGAUGUUGAAAAAACCUCCAUCGCCCAAGUCUCGAUCGCACACACCCGAUGGGCUACACACGGACCCCCGUCCGAGGUCAACUGCCAUCCCAUUCGUUCGGAUCCCAACGCAGAUUUUGUUAUCGUUCACAACGGUAUUGUCACAAACAGUGGCGAACUGCGCCUCGUGCUUCAAAAGCGCGGCUACAAGUUCGAGACCGAGACCGACACUGAGGCCGUCUCGAUUCUCACUAAAUACAUCUUCGACUCGCACACGGACAAAAAGCUGUCCUUCACGGAGCUGGUCAAGGCCGUUUUGAAGGAAUUGGAGGGGUCCUUUGCGUUUGUCUUCAAAUCGCGUCAUUUCCCCAACCAAGUUGUUACUGCUCGCCGUGGUUCACCGCUCCUGAUUGGCGUGAAGACCGACAAGAAGCUGAAGGUCGAUUUCGUUGAUGUCGAGUUUGCAGGCCAGGACAGCAAUGAUCCUCGAGCCGAGUCCCUGCAAGCCAACUCCCCCAGUGCACUCCUUGCUGUUCCUUCUGCCAACCCCAAGGUCCUGCGCACACAAUCCCGCGCAUUCAUGUCGGAGGAUGGCCUUCCUCAGCCCAUCGAGUUCUUCAUCGCUUCCGAUGCUGCAGCCAUCGUCGAGCACACCAAACGCGUCCUCUACCUCGAAGACGACGAUAUUGCCCACAUCGCUGAGGGCGAGCUCCACAUCCACCGCCUCAGGCGCAAGGAAGACGGCGACCAGACGCCCAGCCAGAUCGCCGCCACCCGCACCAUUGAGACCCUUGAGCUCGAGCUCGCCGCGAUCAUGAAGGGCAAAUUCGACACCUUCAUGCAGAAGGAGAUCUACGAGCAGCCCGAGUCGGUCGUCAACACCAUGCGUGGACGCGUCAACUUCGACGCAAACAAGAUCACACUGGGUGGUCUGCGAGCUUACUUGCCCAUCAUGCGCCGCUGCAGGCGCAUGGUGUUCAUUGCUUGCGGGACUUCGUACCACUCGUGCAUUGCGACUCGUGCAAUCUUCGAGGAGUUGACGGAGAUUCCGGUUGGUGUUGAGCUUGCAAGCGACUUCUUGGAUCGCAAGACCCCUAUCUUCCGUGAUGACGUCGUUGUGUUCCUGAGCCAGAGCGGAGAGACGGCCGACACUAUUUUGGCUCUUCGCUACUGCUUGGAGAGGGGUGCCCUCUGCGUCGGUGUUGUGAACACCGUAGGCUCGACGUUGUCGCGUGAGACUCACUGUGGUGUCCACAUCAACGCUGGACCUGAGGUCGGUGUGGCCUCUACCAAGGCUUAUACCUCUCAAUACGUUGCGCUCUUGAUGAUCGCUCUCCAACUGUCGGAGGACCGCAUUUCCUUCACGGAGCGAAGGAACCAGAUCAUAAACGGCCUUCAUGCGCUUCCAGGGCAGAUCAAGAAGGUCCUCGAGCUCGACGGUGCCUUGAAGGAGCUUGCUGCUACAGUCUCCCAGAACAAGAGUCUCCUGCUCAUGGGCAGAGGAUACCAAUACGCCACCUGCCUCGAGGGUGCCUUGAAGAUCAAGGAAAUCAGCUAUAUGCACUCCGAAGGUAUCCUCGCUGGCGAGCUCAAGCACGGCCCUCUUGCCCUGGUCGACGAAAACAUGCCCGUCAUCAUCAUUAUGACCCGGGACUCGCUCUACCCCAAGGUCCAGUCCGCCUACGCCCAGAUCACUGCCCGCAAGGCGCAGCCCAUCGUCCUCUGUAACGAGGGCGAUGAGGGCAUCCCGCCCAACAGCAAGACGAUCCGCGUGCCCAAGACCGUCGACUGCCUGCAGGGUCUCCUGAACAUCAUCCCGCUCCAGAUCCUCAGCUACCACCUUGCAGUGAAGAACGGGUGCGACGUCGACUUCCCGCGCAACUUGGCCAAGUCGGUUACUGUUGAGUAA
Molecule: messenger RNA, 2238 nt
Organism: Cyclocybe aegerita
Lineage: Eukaryota; Fungi; Basidiomycota; Agaricomycetes; Agaricales; Hemipholiotaceae
Source: the annotation of a GenBank genome assembly